CGCAAACAGAUAUCUGUUUGCGUCUCCUACUGGAUGUCAGAACCGGGGACGCCUUUCGCUGUCUGGCUGCCGUUGUUUCUCAGAGGCCUGUGCAAGUCACGUGCCGCUACACCUCAGAAAAAUUCCUGCGCUGAAGGGUCAAGCUUACAGCUAAGUUAUCCCACUUUCAAUCUUUUUUGCCUUUUAAAUUAGCUCAUUGGAGGCGGCACAUUCCUUGUCGCCUCUUUCGACUACUUCUUAACCAUUCCGCCUCUGCGACCAGCCAUUCCUCUCUUCUCUUCAUCGAUACCCAAGUUUCGCCCAGUCGCAGCAGGCUCUGCAUUUGUCCUCGUGUCUGCGUCUGCUCACUGCAGCAGCCUUUUCACCCCACUCUACUGCAUAUCAUCCGUAAGGUUCUACGCGAAAAGCAAGAGGAAGAUGCCGCCAAAGAAGGAGGUAAAGCAAGAGAAGGUACUUCUCGGAAGACCAGGUAAUAACUUGAAGAGUGGUAUCGUCGGCCUUGCAAACGUAGGCAAAUCAACACUCUUCCAGGCUAUAACUAAGUCUACGCUCGGCAACCCGGCUAAUUUCCCGUACGCCACGAUUGACCCUGAAGAGGCACGCGUCAUUGUUCCAGACGAGCGGUACGACUGGCUUUGCAAUCAUUAUAAACCGAAGUCUGAAGUACCAGCCAACCUAACCGUGUAUGAUAUCGCCGGGCUGACGCGCGGAGCCUCGACCGGUGCUGGCCUGGGCAAUGCUUUCUUAUCCCACAUUCGUGCCGUAGAUGCCAUCUUUCAGGUUGUUCGAUGCUUUGACGACGCCGAGAUUAUUCACGUAGAAGGUGAUGUUGACCCAGUUAGAGAUCUGGACAUCAUCAGCGAAGAGCUACGCAUCAAGGACAUUGAAUUCGUAGAAAAGGCAUAUGAGAACCUUGCGAAGCAGACCAAACGUGGUGGCCAGUCUCUUGAAAUGAAAAAGCUCAGGGAAGAGCAAGCAACCAUUGAAAAAGUGUUGCAAUGGUUGAAGGAUGGCAAGGACGUGCGGAACGGCGACUGGUCGCCUAAGGAGGUGGAAGCAAUCAAUCCACUUUUCCUUCUCACAGCAAAGCCGGUCGUAUUCCUCAUCAACUUGAGUGAGAAGGACUACAUCCGGAAAAAGAACAAGCAUCUUCCAAAGGUCGUCGAAUGGAUCAAGACACAUGCACCGAAUGAUCCUGUCAUCCCGAUCUCGGUUUCCUUUGAAGAGCGGCUGACAAGGUUCGCAACUGAAGCUGAGGUUGAAGAGGAGUGCAAGAAGGUCGGUGCGACAUCUGCACUACCUAAGGUCAUUGUGACCAUGCGCAAAGCGCUUAAUCUGAUAAGCUUUUUUACCACUGGCUCGGACGAAGUGCGGCAAUGGACUAUUAGAGCAAACACCAAGGCGCCUCAAGCCGCAGGUGUGAUUCACGGAGACUUCGAAAAGACAUUCAUCCAGGCUAUUGUGUACAACUUCAACGUCCUGAAGGAGGAGGGUGACGAAGCGGCGGUGAGAGCUAAAGGCAAGGUCAUGACCAAAGGCAAGGACUAUAUUGUGGAAGACGGCGACAUCAUGCUCUUCAAGGCCGGCGCAGCCAAAAAUUAAAGCAUUGUGUUAGUUCUAUAUGUAUUACGCGCUCGUCCUCGCUUCAAUGCUCCCUUUCUAUCUAUCGCAGAUGCAGUUCAAGGGAAGUAGUUGAAUCUGAGGGAUCGCAAAUGUUUGAAUGCGCUGCUCUAGAGUACGACGAUAAAUGAAGGUCUCGCAAGGUUACGAGGUCCUGUUUGUAGACACUCAAGUCGAUACUAAAAGCAAGAUAUCCUUAACAAAGUCUACCAUCGAACAGUCUAGACAAUGAUGUGUCGUCCCAUUAGAGGUACGCACCGUGCGACCACCGCACAGCAUAUGAUCAGCCCUAGUACAACAUAUC
Messenger RNA from Verruconis gallopava, 1924 nucleotides. RefSeq names its product GTP-binding protein YchF. The transcript is spliced from 5 exons. Lineage: Eukaryota; Fungi; Ascomycota; Dothideomycetes; Venturiales; Sympoventuriaceae. Gene Ontology annotation, cellular component: cytoplasm. Bases 418 to 1602 code for a protein of 394 amino acids. Gene Ontology annotation, molecular function: GTP binding; ATP binding; ATP hydrolysis activity. The record is from RefSeq and is a predicted model, not a curated record.